Messenger RNA from Myripristis murdjan (pinecone soldierfish), 2031 nucleotides. RefSeq lists its product as uncharacterized. The transcript has 2 exons. The coding region runs from base 7 to 2031 and encodes 674 amino acids. The record is from RefSeq and is a predicted model, not a curated record. Lineage: Eukaryota; Metazoa; Chordata; Actinopteri; Holocentriformes; Holocentridae.
CUGACAAUGACUACACUGGAAAUGAGACCAUACCAUCGAGUGGACAGGCACAUGUCAAGGGAGUUAUCCAGGAGAACUCCUCUCUGGAGACUGGGUUGUGGCACCAGGGUAGCUGUAGCUAUUUUGGUGACACUAACGUUGAUGAUAGUUCUGCCUGUUUUGGUGUGGGAAAUCCUAACUUCCAAGUCCCACACAGCUAAGCAAAACCACACUGACCCUGAAUUGAUCUAUCCUACCACCACACCACGCCACCUGACAAAAAGAUCUGUAAGCGGUAGAAGCCACCUGAUUAACCUGCAAUUUGUUGAAAACCAAGAUGGGGUCAUAACUUUUGAUUUGUGUGCUGUCAUCACGUGUGGCCCUAAUGAACAAGCACAUGGGUGGUCUGAAAAAUACAUAUGCAGUGAUGGUACCAGGAACCAGGGCCAUCACGAUGGUGAAUAUUAUCUGGGUCGCCCCUACUGUGGUGUUGGUUGGGAUCUUGUUGUGGUGAAUACUGGCCCGCUAGACUGGGGCUACCAACUGGACAACCCAUUAAAAUCACGAUUGGCACUGAUUAAGGGUACCCCACGAUACCCCUGUAAUGACAAAUCUUGCAACCCAUUGAUCCUCACACUGAAAAAACCACAACUGUCAGACACAAACCACUACGUCCUUGGGGCUUACGAAACUGGAACUGAUCCCUUAGGCUAUUUUAUGAUAACUGUGACAGCACAACAACCUCCUGAAAUGAGCAAUACUACUAAAUUGGUUGCUGACGGCAUCAUGGCCAAAGAUGUUGCUAACCUCUCUGUAACAGAUGUAUUGGAGAUUGAAACGGGUUUCACUGAGAAAAAUUAUUGGCUGGACUGGGUAGAGAACGCAGCCAGAAUGGCCACUAGAGAAGACUGUGUAGUGUGCUCAACUCCUAGACCAACUUUGUUAACUGUUCCAUCACCAUUUUCUGAAAAUGAGACCUUCUGCAUGAUGCACUUACACACCACUGAAAAUCCCACAGAAGCAUGCAAACAUCUGGAGACAACGUACCCGUUGUCCCCACCAAAGGCGAUCCCACCAAUAUUUACACCUGUCAGAAACAAUCACACCUGUCUCACUAAAUUCGACAUAUCUGGUCUGAAUGUAGGCGACAUACCAGAGGAUUGGUGCACAACUACCAUUAAUGUUACCGACUGGCCAAAUGCAACCACACUGACUUACUCUCGUUCAGAUGUUUAUUGGUAUUGUGGUGGGAAUCGCCUAAGGAAUACACUUCCUUCUAGCUGGACAGGAACAUGCACCAUACUAUCCUUGAUUGCACCCAUUACAUUGAUAAAAAUUGCAGCAGCUGAACUUGUUUCUCAUUAUGACAAAUUUCACUAUGAUUUCCAGCCUGUCGCCAAAUCACACCUGCACAAAAGAGCUGCAUUCGACCUUUACCACAAUUCUCCCAUAUACAUUGACGCAAUUGGGAUCCCACGGGGUGUGCCUGAUGAAUAUAAAUUAGUGGACCAGGUUGCAGCAGGCUUUGAAUCCUCGUUAUUCUGGUGGGUCACUAUAAAUAAGAAUGUUGACAGGAUAAAUUUCAUACAUUUCAAUGUGCAACGGCUGAGCAAUAUGACACGAGAUGCUAUCUUUGGUCUGCAUGAACAAUUGGCUGCUACUUCAUUAAUGACUUACCAAAACCGAUUGGCCCUUGAUUUUCUCUUAGCUGAAAAAGGAGGUGUGUGCGCUAUGUUCUCUCAUGACUGUUGCAUCUUCAUUCCAAACAAUACAGCACCAGACGGCUCUGUAACUCGGGCUCUUUCUGGCUUAAAGACCAUGGCAGACGAAUUGGUAGCACACUCAGGGAUAACAAAUCCUUUAACUGAUUGGCUUGAUCAUUCAUUUGGAAGAUGGAAAACUGUGAUAGUUUCUGUAUUGACGUCUUUGAUCUUUACCGUUACAGUACUGAUUCCGGUGGUCUCCCUCCCUGAGCCCGGGGAGGACGAGACUGAAGUGGACCUGGAAAAAGACGACUACGACACCCAAGAAGAGCGUUUUUUGUAUCCCUGA